GUCUCACAGUGUCACCACACCAACGUAAACACAAAAAAAGCUUGAGUUGAUAUGUCUGGAACAGAACAAAUCAUGUCAACUAAGUUUAACGGCGUUGCCUCACCCACCACUGUCCGAGCUACCAUCGUCCAAGCCUCCACCGUGUACAACGAUACACCCGCCACUCUAGAAAAGGCGAAGAAGUAUAUCGAAGAGGCCGCGAGCAAUGGAUCGGAACUGGUCGUGUUCCCGGAGGCGUUUAUCGGAGGGUAUCCUCGCGGUUUUAGGUUUGGUUUGGCUGUGGGAGUUUUUAACGAAGAAGGCCGUGACGAGUUCCGCAAGUACCAUGCUUCAGCCAUUCCAGUUCCUGGCCCUGAAGUAGAAAAACUGGCGGACAUGGCAGGAAAAAACAACGUGUACUUGGUAAUGGGAGCGAUAGAGAAAGAUGGGUAUACACUCUAUUGCACAGCUCUUUUCUUCAGUCCACAAGGUCAGUUCUUGGGUAAGCACCGUAAGCUCAUGCCCACAACCUUGGAACGUUGCAUAUGGGGUCAAGGGGACGGAUCAACCAUCCCCGUUUACGACACUCCCAUUGGCAAACUAGGUGCUGCUAUUUGCUGGGAGAAUAGGAUGCCCCUUUACAGAACUGCAUUGUAUGCCAAAGGCAUUGAGAUUUAUUGUGCACCUACUGCUGAUGGUUCGAAAGAAUGGCAAUCGUCCAUGCUUCACAUCGCGAUCGAAGGUGGAUGUUUCGUGUUGUCAGCUUGCCAAUUCUGCCAGCGUAAAGAUUUCCCUGAGCAUCCUGAUUACUUGUUUACUGACUUGGACGAAAACAAAGAACAAGAUGCUAUUGUCUCCCAAGGUGGAAGUGUCAUUAUUUCACCUUUGGGACAGGUUCUUGCUGGACCAAACUUUGAAUCCGAGGGUCUCAUCACAGCUGAUCUUGAUCUUGGUGAGAUAGCUAGGGCCAAGUUAUACUUUGAUGUGGUCGGACACUACACCAAACCAGAUGUUCUCAGCUUGACCGUAAAUGAGGACCCGAAGAAGACAGUUACAUUUGUGUCAAAGGUGGAGAAAGCAGAGGAUGCCUCAAACAAAUAAUCAUAUAUUUUGGUACUCCUCAGUUGAUAUUAGUCACAUGUAGGAGUCAAGUUCAACAUGUUAUGUUGAGUUUCAAAAUUUAUGACUAAAGUUUGUUUUUUUUUUCUUUUCUUUCAAUAAUUGAAGAGGACCAAUUGGUAAGAUCAAUGUUUGAGAAACCAAUCGGUUCUCUUCUCUUGUAUUUCAAGAUUGUGCUAUUUUUAAGUUUGAGUGUUGUGUAGCCGUAAUACCAACCAUGUAGCCAAUUGUGACAAAAUAAUAAGGCUUUGAUUUCAGUUA
Capsella rubella is the source of this 1359-nucleotide messenger RNA. Its product is annotated as nitrilase 2. Bases 52 to 1080 code for a protein of 342 amino acids. Gene Ontology annotation, biological process: detoxification of nitrogen compound. NCBI's taxonomy places the organism in Eukaryota, Viridiplantae, Streptophyta, Magnoliopsida, Brassicales, Brassicaceae. Gene Ontology annotation, molecular function: nitrile hydratase activity; nitrilase activity. The record is from RefSeq and is a predicted model, not a curated record. The transcript is spliced from 5 exons.